UAAAAACAAGUUAGCACCAACCACAGCCUAACUAGCUAAUUAAAAAGACUCCCCUAUUUUGGUUGUGAAUGUGAUCGAAUCCCACCCCUCUCCUCUGCCUCUUGCCUUGUUUAAUUUUGUGGCAGAAGAUGGGAGAGAUGUCUGGGUUCCAGCUGGGCGUGAUGGGCGCACUAUUUCUCUCAGUCGCAUCAUCGGUGUCCAUUGUUAUCUGCAACAAAGCCUUGAUGAGUAAUCUUGGAUUCCAGUUUGCCACAACGCUGACUAGUUGGCACCUGAUGGUGACAUACUGCAGCCUUCACGCUGCGCUGCGCUUGAAUUUGUUCGAGAAGAAGGCCAUCGAUAUGAAGACAGUGGUGAUGUUCGGCAUGCUCAACGGCAUCUCCAUCGGACUUCUCAACCUCAGCUUGGGAUUCAACUCCAUUGGUUUCUACCAGAUGACCAAACUCGCCAUCAUUCCUUUCACAGUCCUCUUGGAAACCAUCUUCUUCAACAAGCAAUUCAGCAACAACAUCAAACUGUCUCUCUCCAUUCUGCUCAUGGGAGUCGGCAUUGCAUCGGUCACCGAUCUCCAGCUCAACUUGGUCGGCACCAUUCUCUCCCUCCUCGCCAUCGUCACAACUUGCAUCGGCCAAAUUCUGACAAACACAAUCCAGAAGAGGCUGAACGUGUCUUCGACGCAGCUGCUGUACCAAUCGGCCCCAUUCCAGUCGGCCAUUCUGUUCUUGACGGGGCCUUUCGUGGACCAAUUCCUCACCAAACAAAACGUGUACGCCUACAAAUAUUCGCCUCUGGUGUUGGGAUUCAUAGUGGUGUCGUGCUUGAUCGCGGUGUUGGUGAACUUCAGCACGUUCUUGGUGAUCGGGAAGACGUCGCCGGUGACGUAUCAAGUUCUAGGGCACCUGAAGACGUGCCUUGUUCUUGCAUUCGGCUACACUCUCUUACACGAUCCUUUUACAUGGAGGAACAUCCUCGGAAUACUCGUCGCCGUCGUCGGCAUGGGAAUGUAUUCUUACUUCUGCACCAACGAAGCCAAGAGGAAACAGCCACACCCCUCGCCACCGCCGCCGGUAACUCCAUCAUUGCUUCUGCUACCUUUUUUUCAUAUAUAUAUAUGCAUUAAUUCCUCACUCUCUCUUUUUCUCUCAGGUCAAAGACAAGGAUGCUAACACCCCACUUCUUGCAAGCCCUCAACCCAAAGAAUCCAAGGAUUCUGCUGUGUGAUUCGUUACUCAAUAAUAUUUUUGGAUUGGGAUAUUGUUUUCAUUCUUUCAUGUUAAAUGCAUCUCUUGUAAGAACAAAUUCAUUUUUAGCAGACCAGAUUAUGAGAGGAAUUCAAGUGACAA
Molecule: messenger RNA, 1343 nt
Organism: Salvia miltiorrhiza (redroot sage)
Lineage: Eukaryota; Viridiplantae; Streptophyta; Magnoliopsida; Lamiales; Lamiaceae
Product: UDP-xylose transporter 1-like
Exons: 3
Coding region: 129-1166 (345 amino acids)
Cellular component (GO): Golgi apparatus
Molecular function (GO): UDP-xylose transmembrane transporter activity; antiporter activity
Source: RefSeq, a predicted model, not a curated record